Messenger RNA from Sesamum indicum (sesame), 2977 nucleotides. Its product is annotated as zinc finger (Ran-binding) family protein. Lineage: Eukaryota; Viridiplantae; Streptophyta; Magnoliopsida; Lamiales; Pedaliaceae. Gene Ontology annotation, cellular component: cytoplasm. Gene Ontology annotation, molecular function: mRNA binding. The record is from RefSeq and is a predicted model, not a curated record.
UAGCAGACUCGCGCACCUUUCCUUCCCUAUGUUGGCAUGGCGGGCUUUUAGUUUCUGUCGUUCCUCCCCAAAGAAGAAUGGCACUUUCUCAUUUACUUCUGAGGCGCUUCAACUGUUCCCGGCCCCUCUCCCUUUAUUGCCUUGCAAAAGUUCCAAAUACAGCAGGCUUCUCCUCGCUCUCCCCUGCAGCCGAAUCCAGUGACCAAUCUCCUUCCAUCCCCAAACCCACUUCUCUAUCCGCUCGCAUGAGCUUUAUUUUCGAACAAAUCGAUGAAAUUGACAAGAAACGCGAAGAAAAAGACCAAACCCUCCAGCGAAUCCGCGCCUGGCGGGAAUCCAAGAAACAACAGAAUGGUCCCAGUUCAGGACCGGCGCAAACGCCGCCGGAGCGCGACUCGAUGGAGGAUUUAAAGUCAGAGUUAGUGAAAAGUGAAGCAUUUUUGGUGAAUAAUGAUGUGAAGAAGGAGGUGGAGUUGGUGCACCCGUGGCCGGAAUGGAUAGAGUUGAUGGAGAGGCUGGUGCAGCAGAAUUACUUUGACCACAGGAGGAAGGACGAAGAUGGUAUGAUGGAAGGCCUUGGUUUUGAUUUAUCCGGGGCUGCCACUGAGGAUCAUAAAGGGCUCGAUUUUACGCGGGAUUUCAAGACUGUGCAGGCUGCUGUAAUCAAUUUUGGUCGUGAUCGUUUUGAUAUCUUGAGGUCAUUGUCGAGACAGGAUCUUCAAAUAUUGGUUGGUUAUGGAUGCCCUAGUGCGGACAAGAAGGUGGUCUUUUCCAGCAAAUUGUUGAGGAAACAUGUCCAUCUGGACGAAGGAGAUGUUUGUAGUUCCUGCAGCUUGAGGGGCUCUUGUGAAAAAGCAUAUCUGCUCACAAAUAAAGAGGAUGAAGCACGGACAAUUGAUGUCAUGCGUAUUCUACUUGCUUAUGGUUUUGAUCCGAUUGAUGGAUCAGUUGUAAACAAAUCCCUUUUAAAAUUGAAAACUGUGAAAACUGUUGUUCGGAAAUUGCUUCAUGAGGUAGUCAAGCUAAGUGCAGUUCCAAUAGAUCCGAAUCUUCCCCCUCCUGUUAUCAAAAGGCCUCCACCGAAGGUAAAGCAACCACCUCCCCCUCCCAAGAAAAGAGUUGGACGGGAUGACAUCGAAAUGAAAAAGGGCGAUUGGCUCUGUCCCAAGUGUGACUUCAUGAACUUUGCAAAAAAUACUGUGUGCCUGCAGUGUGACGCUAAGCGUCCAAAGCGCCAGUUGCUUCCAGGAGAAUGGGAAUGCCCCCAGUGCAAUUUCUUAAACUACAGGAGAAACACAGUAUGUUUCCACUGUGAACAUAAGCGUCCACCUGAUACAUAUACUGAGAGUCAAUUUCCAGAGAAGCAACGUGGUCCCAAGAUCAGGAUAGAAAAGAUCUCUGAUAGGAAAGAUGUUUCUAAUGCAUGGAAUUUUGAUUUUGAUGACAAUGAAUCUGAUGGAGCAGAUGUUGCUGCCUUUGAGUAUGCAGAUUCUCAGAAACUAGAUAAAGAUUUUCCACUCAACAAGCAUGCUUUUCAUGAAAAUUCUAGAGGACACGAAGAUGGUUUUGAAAGGAGCAGCAGAUCUCCGAAGUUCGAACGGGAGUAUUCUGAUUCUGGUCCCAUGAGAAACGGUGUAGGAUUCAAUGAUUUUGAUGAAGAAGAAGAUGAUGAUGUUCAUAGUUAUGAAAUGGUUAGCCAAAAUGAAGUGCCUGAAACUUCUCAAAUAGAUUUCUCAGAGCUUGAAGUGGACUCAGAAUCUGAAGAUACAGAAAGCACUGAAGGUAAUUGGCAUGCUCGUGGCAAAACUAAAUUACCAACACGUGGCCAGAAACAAAAGAAUCGCAAAGCAUUUGCUGAAGAUGUUGAACUAGACUUUGAUACUGAUGAUGACCUUCCAAUUCAUCCGAAAUGGAAAUCGAGUCAUGUUGCUAACCAAAAACAGCAAACCAGAGAUAGAGAUGCCAUGACUUUUGGUUCAGAUGAUGAUGAUCUUGGGUCCAGCUCUGGCUCUGACGACGAAUCUUUCAGAUCCAAGAAGAAAGGAAAUAGAAGGGGCUCUAAUGGAAUGGACCGCAGUAAACGGAGGUCCAGCUUUAAGGAUGAGUCUCUUUCUGAAGCAGAUUCUGAUGAUGAUCUAAGUUUUCAUAGUGAUAGACGAAGAGAUAGAGCAGGCCUAAAUCGUCCCGGAAAAGCAUCCAGGGGCAUUAGCGGCAAGAUAGCUGGCAAGAAAAGCUCUGCGAACAAAGGUUUUAGUAGAUCUUCAGGACCAAAGCGAACUAAUAGAGAUUUUCAAGAGAAUUCCUAUAGCCGGCAAGCAAAGACUUCUAGAGACCGUAACAUGUCAGAAUUUCCAGAUUAUAGACGAGGUGGGUCAUCCGACAAGCAGGGAAGAAGAUCAAACAAUUUUGGUAAUCAAUCUGACAGUUAUUUGGAUGACGAAAGAUACCGGAGACCAAGGAUAAACGUGCGAUGAGUCGCAGCAGUUCUGCUUCAUGUGAGUCGAACGAAGUCUAACAUGUCGCAAAUCAUGUUUAUGAAAGCAGCCGGCCUUUAAAUGUCUUUGUAUGACGAUGAUACUGAUGUAUUUUUCUACUGGCAUCUAAAUCUGGCAUUGCAGACUACUGGUUGGCUACUUAAAUAUGUUCUGCAACUCUGUUACUUUGGAUGUCUGCUAAGUGCUAAUCCAAAUAUGCUCCUUGUUCUUCAGAGUUAUUCACUUCCCCUGGGGGAGGACUGAUUGCAGAGGAACUGCAUAACUUGUCGCCUGCAGGAUUCAAGUGACUGACCGAGGAUGUUCCUGUUUUCUGAUGUAAACGAUUUAUGAACUAAUCCUUGGAUGCAGAAACAAUCAGAUAUAAGUUCCUGUUUUCUUACGGACAAAGACAACCAGUAAAUUGUCAAGUUCACAUUCUUUAAUUUGGAUGUUGUUUAUGGUUAAAGGUAAUUUCUUGUAUGUAAUUUAUACAUAUUAAACGA